Messenger RNA from Cuscuta campestris, 747 nucleotides. The record is from the annotation of a GenBank genome assembly. NCBI's taxonomy places the organism in Eukaryota, Viridiplantae, Streptophyta, Magnoliopsida, Solanales, Convolvulaceae.
CUUUCCAUCAAAUCCUCCAUCAAAGAUAAUCCAAAUCAAUCCAAACCAGAUUUGUUUUUUCCUUUUUCAAGAAAAAUGUCAGGAAUCAUGGAGAAGAUCAGCGAUGUGCUCCACGGCCACAAAGAAGGGGAGGACGGGGAGAAGCACCGCCAGGACAAGGCCGCGGAGAGCCACAAGGAAGAGAAGAAGCACCACCACGAUGUCACGCAUGAGGGAGAAGGCCACCACGGCGGCGAUCACAAGGAGGGAUUGGUGGAGAAGAUCAAGGACAAGAUCCACGGAGAAGGAGGCGGUCACCACGGCGGCGAUCACAAGGAAGGACUGGUGGAGAAGAUUAAGGACAAGAUCCACGGCGAAGGCGGCGAGCACCACGGAAAGGAUGAGAAGAAGAAGAAGAAAAAGAAGGAGAAGAAGCACGACGGCCACGGCGAUGAGAGCAGCAGCAGCAGCGACAGCGAUUAGAUCCGCCUCCGCUCGCCGUUGACGCCGGUUUAUUUGCUUUUUCUGUUCACGGACCGGCGUUUACGGAUAAAUAAAUACAGUAUGUACUGUAUGUAACACUGUGGGCUUGUUUUGUACGCAAUUAUGUAACAGUUGUGGCCUUGUUGGCUUGCGGGCAAUGGGCAUGUGUGGAUUUGUAUGUCUUUAUUAACUUGACCUCAAUAAUAAACAGGCGAAGUUAAUUGAAAUUUAUUUAUGCCUCUAUGGUUAACCAAAUAAAACCUGAAAUAAGAGAAUUAAUAUGUG